AUGAAUGGACCAAUUGCGCUGCAGAUGCUUCUGCCACAGAGCAUGAGGCUGAAAUUGGUGGGUGGUGGAUUCCAGACGGCUUGGAAUCGAUCCCAGCUAACGAAGCUCUUCGCUGCAACCCUGCAUUGCAGCAGCGUUGCAGCGUUUGAGGCGUUGGCUCAAUUAGUGUUGUUGGUGCUUCGUUGUGACGAGUUGCCGCGACGUGUUGUCACGACCUUGGUGUUGCAAGCCGCAUGCGGCUUGGCGUAUGACGAUUCAGAGGCUUGCUUCAAAGAUGAUACGCUUGGUGCCGGUGAGACCAACGGCGAGCUCGCUAAUUUGCUUUGUCGCAACAGCUUGCCAGACAUGAGCUGGCUGGUUGACAAAUUUGAUUUGGAUUUUUCAGUGGUGUCGAAGCUGUCGUGCCACUCGCGCGCCCGGACAAGCAGGACCAAAGAUUCGACACCUGGUAUGGCAAUUACCUAUGCUUUAAUGCAGAUGGUGGAGAAAGUUGCUGAAGUUUCGGACCGAGCUCGGCUUGUGACAAAGGCGGAGGUCUUUCAGCUCUUAUUGAGGGAUGGGAAUGUUGUCGGUUGCCAGUACCGGAAGUCUGGAUGCUCCAGCAAAGAAUACGGGCCCGUGGUUCUUUGCACAGGCUUGAGCCCUGUGAAUUAUAUUAUAUAUGUGAGGUUAUCAGCCCUUUCCUCCAACGCCUGUUUUGCUCAAGAGAACAUGCUGCUGCCACUAUGUUGGUGA
This is a messenger RNA of Durusdinium trenchii, 735 nucleotides long. Lineage: Eukaryota; Dinophyceae; Suessiales; Symbiodiniaceae. The record is from the annotation of a GenBank genome assembly.